CGUGAAUGUUCUUGAGAUUGUUUUACUCGGAUCUUAAUUUUAAUCAUACGAACACUGCUUUAGAUUACAGUCUGAGCAUGCAGUCAAUCGUCUGUUUGCCUUGUUCAACCAGAUCGAUAGAUUGUGGUUAGUUGCUCCUACUGUUUCUGAUCACUUUCUGCAGUUUGUGAUGUAAUGUUUCAGGGUCACAGCUCAUAAAUACGCGUCCUUGGUGUAGCUAGCAAUAAUCAAUGGUCAUGGCGAAGCAGCAUGAGAAGGGCUCACCGAAGCGGGCUCCCAAUGAGCCUGCUCCCCAAAGCGCCGUCGCCGAACGGCCAAGCCCGCCGGCGCCUUUCCGACUUGAGCUCUGUGGCCAUUGCAACGACCGCCGCCGUCAGGACGACGGGUCGAACGGCGCUGGACCGUUGCUCCUGACUCUCGGCCCUUUCGGCUCGGCCACCGACGGCAGCUGCUCGUGCGCUGUCGCGCCGGCGCCGGCGCCGGCCACGAUGGCCGUCCUGCGCGGGUCCCGGUACCUGAGGCCGGCGCAGGAGCUGCUGGGCGAGGUGGUGCGCAUGGCCGACCUGGCGGCCGGCGCGGGCGACGAAGAGGCUGCCGCGGAGAAGCAGGAGCGGCUCGACGCCGGCGGUCGCCGCGCGGCGCGUCUUGCGGACAAGAACGACGGCGACGGGAUCCAGGCCAAGCUCCUAGGCCUGCUCAGCGAGAAGAAGAAAAAAUCCAUGGCAAAUCGCUUGCAGCUGGAGAGCCGGGAGGAGCGCUACUUCGGCGAGCUGGGGCGCGUGGCGUCGUCGUUCGAGCCGGCGCUAGGGGACGGCGCGGCAUCCGCCUACACGUCCCUGAUGGCGCAGGCCAUGGCGCGGCACUUCGGCAACCUGCGCCGCGCCAUCCUGCGGAGGCUGAGGCUCCACGCCGCCGCCGCGGCGAAGCGGACGCUUCGGGCCGGCGAGGAGGGGGAGCGCGGCGACGGCGGCGACGACGACGACGACGACGAGGAGGUGACCGAGGAGAUGGUGGAGAUGGUGGCCCGGCGGACGAAGCUGGCCGCGGCGGCGCGGGCGGAGCAGGCGUGGCGGCCGCUCCGGGGCCUGCCGGAGGGCUCCGUGGCCGUGCUCCGGGCGUGGCUCUUCGACCACUUCCUCCACCCGUACCCCGACGACGGCGAGAAGCUGAAGCUGGCGGUGACCACCGGUCUGAGCAGAAGCCAGAUAUCGAACUGGUUCAUCAACGCGCGCGUGCGCCUGUGGAAGCCGAUGGUCGAGGAGAUGUACAAGGACGAAUUCUCCGAGGGUUCCGCCGUUUCCAGGGACGACGACACCAGCGCCAGCGGCGCCUCCUCGUCGUCGUGAUCGACGGCUAUUACUAAUUCUGAAGAGCUUCUUGCUAUUGGAGUCAGAAUGGAGAUUGUCACCCGGCUGUUGGUUGGGUAUUACGGAAUGAUAUUUUAUUUAUAUCUUUCUUCUAAGAAACCACACGCAACAAAGGUUUAGACUGAUGAACGGCGACUAAGAGAGGAGGAGGCGCUCAUGUUUGUGCUGUUUGAUUCAUGGGUUGUUCGUGUUCUUGUUGGUUAGGGUCGUCAGAGAAGCCAGGUGGCUUGUGUCUUUUAUCAGAGCGAGCACACUCGCAUAACUGAAAGUGCUCGUUUUUCUGGUUCCAUCGGGCCAAUUCAACAA
Messenger RNA from Setaria italica (foxtail millet), 1673 nucleotides. RefSeq names its product BEL1-like homeodomain protein 11. The record is from RefSeq and is a predicted model, not a curated record. Bases 231 to 1346 code for a protein of 371 amino acids. Gene Ontology annotation, biological process: regulation of transcription by RNA polymerase II. The transcript is spliced from 4 exons. Gene Ontology annotation, molecular function: RNA polymerase II cis-regulatory region sequence-specific DNA binding; DNA-binding transcription factor activity, RNA polymerase II-specific. Lineage: Eukaryota; Viridiplantae; Streptophyta; Magnoliopsida; Poales; Poaceae.